AUGGCCUCUGCCCCUCACUUUUCUAUGGCUACUCCCGAACCCGACAAAGAGGCAGGCACUCCGAAGCUUGUGCAGGAGACGGAGGGAGAUACCACGGGUCCUGAGGAGGAAAUAGGUAUCCCUGGACCCAAGCAGGAGAUGUAUGAAGCCGCCCUUGCACUCAAGAAAGUAGAUUUUUUCACGAUCGACUGGCCUGAGGGUAGGGUGCCUACUCAUCUGAAUAAGGAGUAUGCGAGUUUUCUUCUUUGUGAUGUAGCUCACCAUCUUGAAGCAAAGCCUCACAACAAGAUCAGCAAGUACUUUCAGUUUGACAAAAUCUAUAAACAAAAAUGCGAACGCCAGAUCCCGGAGGAGGAGUGGGCCUUGUAUCUCGAGAAGAUAGGGAAGCGAAUGAACCAACUCAAAGAACAAGGGUACAGGAACCAGUUCGCGCUUUCAAAGGGUGUACUCGCCAUCUCCACCUCCAAUUCUAACCUGCAGGCUAGCGCGCAGGCUGCCAAGGACAUUGUCGAGGACACCCUGGAUGCUUUUGGAGAUGUGGAAAACUGCGCCAUCCUUGUCAAAGGCCUCAAGAACCACCUACAGACGCACCUCAAUGUCAUUGAGGAGCUCCGCGAAGACUGGUGGGGCCCGCAAGAUGAUGACCCACUCCGACAAGUGUCCCUGGCCAGUUGGAUCCACUCCAUCGCCUGCUACACCCAGGUCCUUGAUCUCCUCGCAUGCAGCACUGCUCACCUGGUUGUGGCGUAUGAUGAAGAGGCGUUAAUAUUCCAGGGUCGUAGUGUCAACAUGGACGAGUUCCACAACCAGUUUGGGUUUGAUCACAACUCCUUUGCCCCCCCCAUCGACUUCUUAAACUACUGGUUAUACGUCGUAUUCUACCGCUGCUCGUAUAUAGAGACGUUCUACCAGUAG
Stereum hirsutum FP-91666 SS1 is the source of this 915-nucleotide messenger RNA. RefSeq lists its product as uncharacterized. The record is from RefSeq and is a predicted model, not a curated record. The transcript is spliced from 6 exons. The coding region runs from base 1 to 915 and encodes 304 amino acids. Lineage: Eukaryota; Fungi; Basidiomycota; Agaricomycetes; Russulales; Stereaceae.